Clonostachys solani is the source of this 414-nucleotide messenger RNA. Lineage: Eukaryota; Fungi; Ascomycota; Sordariomycetes; Hypocreales; Bionectriaceae. The record is from the annotation of a GenBank genome assembly.
AUGCCAAUCGAAAUGCACAUGAACCACCCAUCAAACCGUAUCGAGGGGCCAUACCAAGAGCUACCCGAAGAAGAACAUAGCCCAAGUCUCUGGGGCAGCUCAUGGACACAACAAGGACAGCAACCCGCAAGGCUGCAGGAGAUCCACGAAUCCGACGUGAGCUCCGAAUAUUCAGGCUCCGAAGGCGCAGAGGCACCGCACGACUUGCAUGAGAUACGAGGGAACAAUCACAAUAGCAUGGAGAGCCUGAACAAAACAUACAAGCAACAGGAUGAGACGGCACUAGAAUACCAAAGAAAGGCUCGGGAUUUGCUAAGAAGGGCUCAGAAAAAGCUGGAAAUGAUCGCGUCCGAGCUCAGGAAUCAUCGGAAGGACAAACCAGAAAACGCAGCCUCAUCUGAAGAGUCGCCUUGA